ACCACUGAGCAAAUUGCAGAGCUCAAAGAACUCAUACCCCCAUCCUCUGCACCUGUCAUCGCAAUCGAUCUUGAUGACGUGUUGAGCAGUACCAACGCUGCCGUAGCGCAAUGGCACAACGAGACUUAUGGUACCCAAAUGACCACCGACCAUUUUUAUUACUAUUUCUACUGGAAGGCAAGUAGAAAUCCAUUUUGGGGAACGCCUCUCACCACGCGCACAAAGGUCAAAGGGUUCUAUGCCAGCGGUCAGAUGGCACAGACGCAGCCCGUACCCGGUGCACGCGAGGGCGUAGAGACCUUGCGUGCGCUGGGCUAUCGCUUGAUCAUCGUCACAGCUCGAGGCAAAGAUUCCCACGCUGAUAGCUGGGCUUGGGUCGAACGUUGGUUCCCUGGAUGCUUUCAUAGCAUGAUAUGCACUGGUCAGUUUGCGAAUGUUGGAAAGCCUGCGACAGAUGGCGUAGACGCCUUGACAAGUGCACGAAAGAGCCAUGAGGUCGCCACGCAAUUGAGCAAAGCGGAAGUCUGUAUUGACAUCGGUGCCAAAUUACUGAUCGACGACUCGAUGGAAAACGCGCUGGCCUGCGCCUAUCAUUUCCCGUUAGAUGGGGUAACAAAGCCUCCUCCGGUACUCCUGUUUGGCUCGUAUGAGUGGAAUAAGCGUCUUUCGCUUGCUUCUGACGAGUGCAAUGACAUGGUUUAUGAAGUUCGUUUACAAAAAGAAGGAGGAACGUCGUUCCUGGAAGAAGACGUCAAACAAGGGGACAAGGCAUUGGAGCAAGCAAACACUCAUCUUUCGGUGCGCCGGGCUAAAGAUUGGAGUGAAGUCGUGCGAUAUGUC
This is a messenger RNA of Suillus clintonianus, 840 nucleotides long. RefSeq lists its product as uncharacterized. The transcript is spliced from 4 exons. The annotation marks the transcript as partial. Gene Ontology annotation, biological process: deoxyribonucleotide catabolic process. Gene Ontology annotation, molecular function: 5'-nucleotidase activity. The record is from RefSeq and is a predicted model, not a curated record. NCBI's taxonomy places the organism in Eukaryota, Fungi, Basidiomycota, Agaricomycetes, Boletales, Suillaceae.